AUGUUCGAACGUAUCAAGAAGAAGGUGUCUCGUCGACAGUCGGAGCCGGCGAUCUUUGAUCUACCUGCCCUGCCUUUUGCCGGCAGACGGGCCCUGACCUCGACAAACCGCACCGUGAUGAUCCUGGACGAACCCCAUCCUCGCCAUAGCGCUCUGGUUUCCAGACUUCGGGCUCUGUCUGUGCUGAGCCAGGCUACCGACGCGCCUCGGAGACUGAGGCUGGUACUGAAGAAGCAGGCUCGAGAACUCGUGAAGUUCGAGACGUCGCAGGUUGUCGGGAAGAAGCUUCUAUCGCUCUUGAGUGAUUUGGGCCUCCAACAGCCUUUCCCGCUUUCCACCACGAACAACUCCACCCUGGGACCUUUGCUGAAGCUGAUACGCUGCUUCGUGGCAAACACAAACGAUUGCAUCUACUUGCCGCCAGCGCUGCUGGCUAGUUUCACAUAUGACGAUGUGGAGAACGGCGGCGCUCAUGUCAACGAGGACAUCGACACCGCCGCUUCGGAUGCCCCGGAAGGGCAUGAUACGCCAGAGGAGGACGAUGAUAACGAUUUCUCGGGCCACGAACACGCCUCGUUGCCACUUCCAAGUCACGACGACGAUUCUGCACGUCGAGCCUUUGAGCUGAAGCUUCAACCUUUUAAUUCUCCUAAUUACCUCAGCCUGAAGAUCGACUCGGACGCGCCCAUUCCCCAUGUUUUUGCCUUCAUCAUAGAACUCACGAAGGAAACGUCUGUACGUGAGGUGCGCUUUGAAUUCCAGCUGUGUGUGCUGACGUUGUGGCCCACCGGUGACCCUCAUAACCACUACCACCAAAAAGAGAAAUACAAGAUCGGCCAGUUCGAGUGGCUUUCAUCCCUAAGCGAUGCUGACUAUUACAUCAACACCCAGAAUUCCAACGAUGCCAAAAUCCGCAAGAUCGACCCCAAUGAGCUCGCAAAACGCUCGAAACGUUACCGCUUAGUCAAAGUAAGAGAUUUGGCGGAUGACAACGACCCGAUCAACAACUCAAAGAAAUCUUUUUCGCUUAAUCCUGAGUUUACGUCCCAGUCUUUCUCGGAUGCGAUGUCAAUUCCAUCUUCGGGCAUUCAGGAAACCGCCAAAGCUGGUCUUUACGUUUUCCUUUUGCCUCUCAUCUUUCCAUCACACAUGCCUGCUUCGGUCACCUCCAUCAACGGUUCGCUCAACCACCGCUUAUCCAUGAACUUGAUCAAAAUGAGCGACAAGCUCAAUAGGAAAACAAGGGUAUACUCCUACUUUAACCUUCCUAUGGUCAGAACGCCGCCUUCACUCGCGAACUCUGUUGCUGAUAAACCUAUUUACGUCAACAGGGUUUGGAACGAUGCCAUGCAUUAUAUCAUCACUUUCCCCAAAAAGUACGUGCCUCUAGGCUCCGAGCAUACAAUCAAUGUCAAGCUCAUCCCGUUGAUGAAAGAUGUGAUUCUUAAGCGAAUUAAAUUCAAUGUGCUUGAGAGAAUCACUUACGUGUCGAAGGACCUCAAGCGUGAGUACGAGUACGAUAGUGAUGACCCUCACUUGGUCAAACCUCAUUGUGAAUUGAAGACACGUGAGAGAGUUGUUCAUCUUUGCGAGCUCAAGACGAAACAUAGAAGCAAUUAUUCAGGUUCUGCUGAGCCUUUCAAGGAGGAGGUUAUCAAAUGUCCUGAUAAUAACUUGUUAUUUUCGUGCUACGAGCCUAAAGACGAUCCAGCCCUGGAUGACCCUCUAGCCAAACCGGAGAAAUCAACUAUGAUAGCUUCUCCCCUUGAUAUCAACAUUGCUCUUCCAUUCUUGACCACAAAGACUGACAAAGUCAUGAUGACCGCUAAUCCUGACGAGGCGAACUCCAAUGCAGCUCCAAGAAGAUCACUCAGUGUCCACCGCGAUUCUGUGCUGAGCGGCACCUUCUUCCCAUCUUCGCCCAUAAUCGGAUCUUUGGAAACGCAGAUUAGCCAUAUGCAUGCCGAUGUUCCUGGAGUGUCCGAUAAUGUCGACGAUGAUGUCUUCAAGCUCGACUCAUCGGCUUACAUGGAUGAAAGCAAGACAACAAAAGAGAACAUUCAACAGGGAUACACCUCAGUUCAUAAGGCCCUUGCUCCGGACUCAAACUUUCGUCACAUUCAAGUCUCCCACAGAUUGCAGGUGUCUUUCAGAAUUUCGAAGCCUGAUCCCAAGGAUAACAACCGUAUGCACCAUUAUGAGGUUGUGGUGGACACUCCGCUCAUUCUUUUGAGUGCAAAAUGUAAUGAGUCGUCUAUUCAACUUCCAAGAUACGACGAGAUCGACCCCGAAGUGGUUCCGUUGUCUACACCGCAAAGGAGAGACAUUACUUUUAGAACCCCCUCAUACAGUAAGAAUGGUGUCAGCAUCAAGCCUUUGGAUCCAGAAGGUGAUGACCGCUUGCCAUCUUUCGAAGAAGCCAUCUCAGCGUCAGCGUCUCCUGUCAUGCGGUCGUUCUCGGUUGCUGAUGAUCCAUUGAGUAGGGCAAAUUCUGUCAGUAAUGCCCCUGUGCCAUCGUAUGAAGAGUCUAUGCCGGGAAAUGUGAACGAUGAAUACAUUCCUACUCUUCGUAUCGAUGACUUGGUGAUCGAUCCAGCUAAUGCUUCAGCACCAUCAAGGCCAUCCGGACUAAGAGCAUCCCUUGGAAAUUCAUUUGCACCCUCAUCAAACAGCCGCAGCCCUGACACCAACAAUUCGUCAGUUGGUUCCAGAGAUAAUGAUGGGUCUGCACCCGAGGAAGGAGAUCCACUUUCACUUCUUAGCUCUGACUCGGCCAGCGAGGCUGUGCUGUCUAGCGAUUUAGUAUCACUGUCUACAAGUCAUGACUCUGCAGUGGAUCGCCUUCCUUCUAAAGAAAUUGGCUCUAUCUCACCUAGAGCUGUGCCAGGACUUGGCCAUGGUGGAGAAAAUGACCUCUCUACCCUGCCGCUUCUUAAGAAUGAGAGCGUCGAGAGUAUUCAUGGAAGCAAUCCGACCAGAGCGACGGAAGAUUUGGCAAAAAUCCUGUCCACUGACUUGGGAGACCCCCAGCUGCUUGGCCUCCGCCAUGCAUACUAG
This is a messenger RNA of Candidozyma duobushaemuli, 3057 nucleotides long. RefSeq names its product Ecm21p (gene ECM21). The coding region runs from base 1 to 3057 and encodes 1018 amino acids. The record is from RefSeq and is a predicted model, not a curated record. Lineage: Eukaryota; Fungi; Ascomycota; Pichiomycetes; Serinales; Metschnikowiaceae. The transcript has a single exon.